GGCCGGGCAUGCCCAGUGCGGGCCGUGCGGGUCCCGGCCUGCUCAGGACCGACACCGCCAUCGCCACCGGAGACCGGAGCCGGGACCCCGAGCCGGGACCAGCCCGCCGCCACGGGCCCCCACCGGCCCCGACAGGCUCCGUCUGUUUCCUGGCCGUCCACGAUGAGAGAUUGGGGGGCCCCCGUCCUCCCUCCCCCCUGUAGUUGAUAGUCCGGGUGACGAAGGGGAAGGCGGGCGCGGAGAUGGCCGACAGUGUGAAAACCUUUCUCCACGACCUCGUGAGGGGCAUCAAGGACUCCAUCUGGGGCAUCUGCACCAUCUCCAAGCUGGACGCUCGGAUCCAGCAGAAGAGGGAGGAGCAGCGGCGGAGGAGGGCGAGCAGCGUCCUGGCCCAGAGGAGAGCGCAGAGCGAGGAGCGCAGGCAAGAGAGCGAACCCCGGAUUGUGAGUCGGAUCUUCCAGUGCUGCGCCUGGAACGGAGGGGUGUUCUGGCUGAGUCUGCUCUUGUUUUACCGAGUAUUUAUUCCCGUGCUUCAGUCGGUCACGGCACAAAUCAUCGGAGACCCUUCCCUGCACGGAGAUGUCUGGUCCUGGCUCGAGUUCAUCCUCACCUCCAUCUUCAGUGCCCUCUGGGUGCUCCCCCUCUUUGUGCUCAGUAAAGUCGUCAAUGCCAUCUGGUUCCAGGACAUCGCCGACCUGGCUUUCGAGGUGUCGGGGAGGAAGCCCCAGCCCUUUCCCAGCGUCAGCAAGAUCAUCGCCGACAUGCUUUUCAACCUCCUGCUGCAGGCCCUCUUCCUCAUCCAGGGCAUGUUUGUGAGCCUCUUCCCCAUUCAGCUGGUGGGCCAGCUGGUCAGCCUCCUGCACAUGUCUCUCCUCUACUCGCUCUAUUGCUUCGAGUACCGCUGGUUCAACAAAGGAAUUGAGAUGCACCAGCGGCUGUCCAACAUCGAGAGGAACUGGCCCUACUAUUUUGGGUUCGGCCUGCCGCUGGCCUUCCUCACCGCGAUGCAGUCCUCUUACAUCAUCAGCGGCUGCCUCUUCUCCAUCCUUUUUCCUCUCUUCAUCAUCAGCGCCAAUGAAGCAAAGACCCCCGGGAAAGCGUACCUCUUCCAACUGCGCCUCUUCUCCCUGGUGGUGUUCCUCAGCAACAGGCUCUUCCACAAGACGGUUUACCUGCAGACGGCCCUGAGCAGCUCGGCGUCCGCAGAGAAGCUGCCUUCGCCGCACCCGUCUCCUGCCAAACCCAAGGGCGCCGCGGGCCACUGAACCCCAGCUCCCCCGACCCAUCCCUGCCCCGCUGAAGGGGACGCAAGGGGCGGGGGCGGCCGUGCCCCCUACACCCCCAUCCCCGGGGUAAGCGGGGUCCCCUCCGCCAAGGGGCCCCUGCACAUUCCCGCCGUUCCCUGGAAGGAUUGGGAAUAUUCGUCGUCUCGUCGCGAGUGUCGGGCGGCACCUUUUUUGACCCCAGCGCACGGAUUUUUCACGCCGCGGCGCGACCGAGGUGGCCGCCGGUUUUUCUGCAACUUUUCUAGCGUUUGCCAGCCUUGGGCCCGGACCGGUUUGGAAUCGUCCGCUUUUCUCCCUGUGCCAUCUCCCCUCCCGGAUGAAUGGGUUUUGUAAUUCCAGUUGUGGCGGUUAUUUUGUUCUUCCCUCCUCCCCUUUCUGUCCCCUGUGGAGCGUGGGCAGCCGAGGGGAGGGAGGGCGGGAGGAGCGCUUCUCCGGCCCCCCGUCCUCCCACGGCGGUCUCCGUUUCUCGUAACUCAGGACAGGUUUGUGGUCGCCGCCGUCCCCGGCCCUGCUCCGUGGGAGAAGCGGGGUCUGAAGAGAUGGGGCACGGGCCUCGUCCAGCUCCGUUGGUGCCCAUCUCUGGAGUGCCAGCCGUCGGUCCAUUCAGGGUUCCCUCGUCCACGGGGACGUGCCGGCUCCGGGGGUGGGCCCCAAGACGCCCCGAGAAGGGGCACCGGCCCAACCUCCGCCCCCCAAAAAGCUGACCGUCCGAAAUCCGCCACCCCCGUCCGCAUUCGGAGAGAACCUCACAGCCGGGCUGGGGUAUCUGUGUGUAGGGCCGGGGCCGGCGGGAGGCCUCCUUUUUUCUCUUCCCCCUCGGGGAUGAUCAGCGGUCAUUUUUCACUGGAGAUGAAUUAAGGCGGCGACGGGAGCUUUCGGUUUCGUGCCCCGGCUCCGGUCGAAAGCCGUCCCGUUCGGGCGUGUGUCCGGCUCCCACGGGGUGGUCCAGUUUUGUGGGUUCAGGGAAGGGGACUGGAACUUGAGGGGGUGGAGGGGGACAGCCCCAGCCCCCCCGCGUCUCUCUGCCCCACGGUAGUUUAGAGGAAGGGUUUGGCUUCGCCCCUUUCUCCCGGUUCAGAGAAGCGACUUUUGCGUUAGGGGGCUCAUCCAAGGGGGUUUUAAAUGUUUGCGCUCCUCUGCCUUGAAAAGGGAGAGACAUCAGGCUCCAUCCGGACUUUGUCGGGCGGCCAGGUGCCGAUUCUCCCGUCGCCGGCACACCUCCCUUGGCGGGGGCCUCGGGGAGCCCACUCGGCGGGCGUUUUCUCCGGCGUGAAAUCGUCAGAGCGGCCGUCGCUGGGGAAUCGACAGGUUGGGCUCUGGGAGGGAAACAACCGGCACCGCGCCCCUCGGCCUCACCGCCCCGCUUCGGGCAGCGGGCUCGGGCCGGAGCACCGGCCGAGGCCGUGCUGAACCCCGCCGGCCUCUGUCGCCGGCGCCUUCUGAGCUGCCGACGAGACACCGGAGGCCGCAUCGGAGGACCCGGGCCCGGACCGUCCCCCCGGCCGCUGCCGUGGGCCCGGAGGGUGGGGGGAUUCAGCCGCCGAGCGUUUCGGUAAAUUUGAAAUCCACGCUAUCGACUUUUGGAAUUUCUUUUCACAAUAAAAAAAAAGAU
Tachyglossus aculeatus (Australian echidna) is the source of this 2898-nucleotide messenger RNA. RefSeq names its product EI24 autophagy associated transmembrane protein (gene EI24). The record is from RefSeq and is a predicted model, not a curated record. Gene Ontology annotation, biological process: macroautophagy. Gene Ontology annotation, cellular component: endoplasmic reticulum. The coding region runs from base 243 to 1265 and encodes 340 amino acids. The transcript has 11 exons. NCBI's taxonomy places the organism in Eukaryota, Metazoa, Chordata, Mammalia, Monotremata, Tachyglossidae.